AUGAUGCUGAACAAUUUCUAUCAGCGGAAAGCGCCCUUUCUCCAUCGCAACUGGCUACAGGGCAUCACAAAUUGGCAAGGCCCUGCCGAGGUAAUGGGUAACAUCGUGUCCAGUCAGCUUCGGGGUGAUGGCCGAGCCGCUCCUCCGCCGCGCAAGCGACGCCGCGUCUCGACUCCUGAUUCGCUCAACAUUGACCGCCCUAUCGUAUCACCAGAGACGUUCGACACGCCCUCGACACUUCGCAUUGAGGUCCGCAGGAUCUGUCACAAGGAUUCCCUUCGGUUUCGGACCACCAGUCUUGACGGCACUGCGCCCAGCGCCCUCACUACAACCCAGGCAAAUUGCCGCGUUACCGUCACCAAUACAUCCAGCGGCGCGCGUGAUAUCCUUUACUGUCAUAAGCAAGCUUGCGAUCUCACCACUUCUGAGAAUCCUACCGGACCGCAUCACAUCACAAGAGUAAACAUGGAAGCCCCCUUUCUACUUCCACGUGAUGUAUUUUUGGUCCCCGGAGAUGAUGAUGCUCGUGAUGAUCUUGCCGACACAUAUGAGCUUCUCAUUCAAUUUGAGCAGAGGAACGGCAGUAUUUGGCCUCCACUGACUGCCAAGGAUCUUGGAUCCUUGUCAGCGCUGCAAGACGCGAAUCCUAGCGACAAUCGCAAGAUUGUUCUGAAGAGCCGCUUUCACGAGAUUUUUGGCAAACUCAAAGAGCCCUUGGUACUAUCGAUUCAAGGGUCAAUGGACAAAUCCGACAGUCUGACUGAGUAUAUUAUGGAUGUGGAUCUGCGCUGGUCGUCUGGGUUCAACGCGUCGACGCGACCGAACAAAGAUUCAGUGUCAUCCAUCACUGCCAUUGAUCGGAGUACCGAUGUGCACGAUGAAAGAUUGCCGCCAGUCGCUGCAGUUGACCCCGCUGCCAUCAGCAGCACAGCGCACCGCGAGGGUAUUGCUGAAUUCAGCGACGUGACGCCGCAAGAAAAAGAAUAUAUCUGGGAAUGGGACGGCUACAUUCUUAAGCAGAAUAUCACAGCAAACGCAUAUUUGCCGCGCGCUUGGUUAGGAUUCGUUCAGCAAAAAGCUGCAUGGCUGGUGGCAAAGGAUGAGAGAAUGCGCGAAUAUGGGAAGCACGUAUGCGUGCUGCUCGCGCGCGACCUACUAACUGACGAAGUCAUAAAGCAGGCUCAAGGUUGUAUCAGAGAAGCCCGCGCGCUGCGAAAAAUGUAUGUCGACAAUACCAUCUUGUCAGAAGGGGUUGAGCAGGCCGCAGCAACGUCGAAAGGGGCCGGUGUGCGUAAGAGCAGCAAGGGUUGCCCCGUAUGCCAGCUUCCUGUACUAGGUCCUCGGCUGCUGGUAUGCGCCAACAAGGCCUGCCCGAAGCGGUUGUAUCACUCCAACUGCGUGGAACCGAUAGCACUGGUAGACGUGAAAGAUCGAAACUGGAUUUGCAAUGUCUGCGCGGCCUCGACGACAUAA
Molecule: messenger RNA, 1473 nt
Organism: Cordyceps fumosorosea ARSEF 2679
Lineage: Eukaryota; Fungi; Ascomycota; Sordariomycetes; Hypocreales; Cordycipitaceae
Product: Zinc finger domain-containing protein, PHD-finger
Exons: 3
Coding region: 1-1473 (490 amino acids)
Source: RefSeq, a predicted model, not a curated record